This is a messenger RNA of Ictalurus punctatus (channel catfish), 1896 nucleotides long. RefSeq names its product motor neuron and pancreas homeobox 2a (gene mnx2a). NCBI's taxonomy places the organism in Eukaryota, Metazoa, Chordata, Actinopteri, Siluriformes, Ictaluridae. Bases 275 to 1204 code for a protein of 309 amino acids. The record is from RefSeq and is a predicted model, not a curated record. The transcript has 3 exons. Gene Ontology annotation, molecular function: sequence-specific double-stranded DNA binding; DNA-binding transcription factor activity, RNA polymerase II-specific. Gene Ontology annotation, cellular component: nucleus. Gene Ontology annotation, biological process: regulation of DNA-templated transcription; neuron projection morphogenesis; central nervous system development.
UCCAAAAGUCUGAAGCUGCACCUGCGUUUAGCACUAACGCGCGUGAGAUCGCUUACAUCCGGACGAAUUAGGAAAGAGGAAGGACGUCCUGACGGAAAACACCGACAUGUUUGUCAGUUUAUUGCCUUAACAUUUAUUACAAUUUCAUUCGAGAUGAUUAGAUGAGCAGUUCUUCCGAGCAAAAAAUAAAAAUAGGCUAUAUAUAAGUUAGAAGCAGUAAAAUUAAAACAAGCCCUGAAGUGCAGCACGCAGUUUUAAGUCGACAGGAUUUGUCAUGGAUAAGUCGAAGAACUUUCGGAUCGAUGCUCUGCUGGCGGGUGAGUCACAGCGGAGGAGAAGUCGGGACUCUGAUAUACUUGAUGUUGACGCCACUCUGUGCAAACGACCAGACAGCUCUCCUAUCCGCAGCAGUGCCAGUGCGCUCCAGCAGCAGGCAGGAAUCGUGCCCAAACCCGGUCUGCUAACCAUCCCUCAUCCGGGACUAAGCGCGUUAUCUCAGGGCUCGAUCGCAGGGAUGUACCCGGGCCCGGUGUGCUCUCUGAGUGCGCUGGGAGCGCAGCAUGCCGCAUUCCCGUAUCCCGCCUUCACUCCGCCGCAUCCCGAGCAGCUGAAGGCCGCCGCCGUGGCGGGACAUUUCCCCUUCGAGCAGUGGAUCCGCGCCGGCAUCAUGGUGCCCCGACUCGCCGAUUUUAACGGCUCUCCUCAGUCAGGCCUGAUGGGAAAGUGCCGUCGACCUCGAACUGCUUUCACUAGUCAGCAACUACUGGAGCUGGAAAACCAGUUCAAACUGAACAAGUACCUGUCACGACCCAAACGUUUUGAAGUAGCCACUUCGCUAAUGCUGACUGAAACACAGGUGAAAAUCUGGUUCCAAAACCGACGGAUGAAAUGGAAGCGCAGCCGCAAAGCCAAAGAGCAAGCAGCGCAGCUGGAGGCUGAUGGCAAUCAGCAGGCCAAACGUUCCAGCAAACCUGGAGACCCUCGCCGCUGCAGCACACAGGACGAUGAUGAGGAGCUGGAAGCAGAGGAGGAAGAGGACGAAGAUGAAGGCUUUGGAGGUGCUCUAAAUGGCAGUGUGGGCCUGCCUCACUCCUCAGACUUUCUCCAGCACAGCUCCGAGUUGAGCUACAGCUCUCACAGCUCUUACUCAGAUGACGACCUGGAAGAGAUUGGAGCAGACAGGAAGAUUGGAGUUGGGCUAUGAAUACAUGGUGUAAUUAUGAAUUAUUUACCCAUUGUGUAGUCCAAGAGCUUGCUGCAUCUAUAGCCUUCAUCAGAGACUUUGUACUUGCAAAGACUGAAGCCAUGCACCAAAAUCUCUAUCUCUUAUUUAUCUAUGUGACAGCCUUUAACUUAUAAACUGCUGUCUUGUCCCAAGUAGGAAUGUUUCUCUCUGUAAAACUGUCUUUGUCCUCUGUGUUCAGGUGAGCAUUUUGGGAUUUGCAACCCGUGUUUGAGUAGUAGAACCAAAAUGUCUACUGCAUGCAAUCCACAUCCUUACUUUUGUACAUGGAUCUGUACAUACACGUGAACAUGUGUAGCUAUGAACUACACUGCGCUCAAGGGGAACGGAGGGUUACUGUGUGAUGCAAAGCUUUUGUUACACAGCAUUUUUCUCAGAAACCAUUGACUGAAUAACACAGCAGAACUUGUAAAUCCUCACCGAAUAUUGCGAAACAGGAGCAGAAAAUGGAGCAAUGUGUUAUUUAGUCAUUAGUCUUUGUCAUGUUUGUUAUUGGUGGUGUUGUCCUUAAUGGUAUUUAAGUACUAUAGAUUAUAUCUAAUUUAUUCACGGUAAAAUGUACACAGUGAAAAUUCACAUGAAAGAAAAUGUCUGUUAAAUUAAAAGCAAAAAAAUUAUAAAAUAAAUAAAUAAACUGUAAAAAUUAGACUAUA